GUUUCUCGAUGCCUCUCGACGCUGCGACAGAGGCGGCAGCAAUACCUAUCGAAGGGCCGAACGCGUCGCGUUGUGUCAACGUAACCCACGGCGGCGGCAGCAGCACUAGCAGCACCACCACCGACGCCUCUUCAAUGGAACCACGGAAAAGAUGGGAUCGCCGCUCGUACAACUACAGCAAGAGCUUGGCUUUACCAUGGGCACGUUACUGGCUAUAAAAGAGAUCAUACAAUAUUCUCCUGAGCCUGAAAUGGGGGCGACGAGUCCUUCAGCGUAGACAUGGACUACGAUCUGUUUGGUGAAGAUGUCAGUGGCUCGAUGCUCGAGGCUCUUCCUGAUCUCGGAGGGAACGAUCACUUCGAUCCUGCGCCUGCGAAUAAUUCCGUAGCGGUGUCCAGGGACGGUCUGAAUUCUGGCCCUAAUGGAGGAGGGAGUUACAUUAGCCAAUCUUACAUUUCCCAAGAAUCUCCAAUACAAAAAUUGACGACAUUCGGCGGAUCUGAAUUUGGUAGUUCGAAUCAGUUGCAAAGCCCGUCGCAGCGCAGCAUGUUCAACCAAAACCUCGGUACGUUCGAUAGUAGCACCACCCCCCAGCGUGCUAUGGUGCCGGGCGCUUUCCAAAAUCAAUCGCGCAGCAUUGCGCCGCAGCAGCACAGGGGGCCGCAUCCAGGUAGCGGUGGUCAGUAUCCUAGCUACAAUGACAAUAUCUAUUCUAUGGAGCAACAGCACUCGAUGGCGAGGGCCAACAUGAGCAUGGACCCUAGCCAGCAAGGUUGGCCGGGUAAUGGGAGCGGUUACCCGCAGAUGCAGAGGCAUUAUAAUCAGAUGGCUCCGCAGCCUGGCGCGUACAGGCAACACAUGCCACCACAGUAUUCUCAUCAGCAAGACCAAGCCGGCGUGAUCAAUCAAAAGAUGCAGCAGCAACAGCAGCAGCAGCAACAGCACUUUGCUGGUCAGCAAGGAAUGAUAAGCAACAUGGGUGUUUUGCAUCAAUCGAUGCAAGCCGGCGCGACCGGCGGUGUUUAUCAGCACAUGGUCGGCCAGCAGCAGCAUUAUCAGCAGGGCAAUUCGGUAGCGGCGAUGUAUCAAACGACUCCCGGCUAUCCAGGCUUUGCUGCGGCCAUUCAUCAGCAGCAGCAGGCCCAGCAGCCGCCUCAGGCGAGGAUGCCGCAGCACCAUCAUCCGACACAUGCUACCCAUCAACCACAUCCGUCUCAUCCUCAACAGUAUCCUCAGCAUCCGAACGCGCAGCAACAGCCAACGAUGGAUCCUCAGUAUACCCAUCACGCCACAUCGAUGUUCAAUCAACCGCAACACUCGGCGCCGCCGCCGCAACAGUUUGGUACAGCGGCAGCGGCAGCGGCCAAACAUUCGACGAGUCCGCAGUAUCGCGCCACGUUUCCUCAACUGUCGCCGCAGAUGUCCCCACGGCCGCAAAUGUCCCCGCGCCCGCCGGCGGUGCAACAGCAGAUGUCACCGCGGCCUAUCAUGUCGCCCGCCAAACCCACCACGCUGUCUCCGCAUCCGCACGUUCAGCUUCCGCUUCAGCAGGGCAGUCAGCCUAACGCGAUGUCUGUGUCACCCUGCCCACCUACGUCCAUGCAGAUGAAUCCAUCGUCGCAGCAGCAAACUACUCUGCAAGCUCUUGAGCAGAUGGUGAUGCCGGGAGUCGCCGUAUCGAACCCCAGCGUCUCGGCUCCGGAUCAGUACAAUCAGUUCCCGCAAUCGCGCCCACCGAUGUCGCAGACACCGAGUGUACUGCCUCAACAGUCGACGGUGCAGAGCCCUAUGCCGGCCCAAGUUACGGGGCCCAGAAUGCCAAUGCCCGCUCAAUCGCACUCGCAGUGGCAAUCGCACCCGCAACAGCAGCAGCAGCAGCAACAACAACAGCAAAUUAGGCCAACUAUGGGUGUGACUGAAGACAGAAGCAGCACAAUGGAGCCUCAGCAAACGCCGAUCAUGUCUGAACAGAGCGCGCCAAUGUUCCCCGUCACCGGGCCGGAAGCUACUGUCCAUAAUGUUGCGGAAACGGUGACAACGACGAGCACAACGACAACGAGAGAACCUACCACGACGACGACGACGGAAGCAGCAGUAGCAGCGGAAAGCGUUGCGCAGAAUCCGAUCGAAACCCCGAAGCAACCGGAACAGCCCGAACCUUCGUUGCAUCAGAGCGCUCAGCAGGGUCAACAACCUGAUGCAACUGUGCAACUCGGCCCACCACAAGUAGAUACCUUGGCACAAAAUAACUCGCAAAACUUGCCCUUAGAUCAUGCAUCUACGACUGCAAAUAUACCGGCAUCUGCGAAUAUAUCGCAGAUCGAAACGGUACAGUCUCUUCCAGCAUCCAGUACAAGUGGAAAUAUGGAAUGCACAAACGUGACAACGUCGUUACAACAGCAGCAGCAACCACAACAGCCGCAGCAGCAGUUGUCUCAACAACAAACUGUUACCGCAUCUGUUCAAAAUCCUAUCUCCGGUAUCGAAAGUCAAAAUGUGUGCGAGACGAAGCCGCAAGAACAAAGUAUGGAUAUACAUCAGACGCCGUUGAGCACGACGCAUUCGCAACAACCUGUAGGACAACCACAGGCACAGCAACAACAACCGCAACAUGCGCAGCAGCCUAUUUGCCCAUCUCAGCCAGUACAGCAGUCGGUGCAGCAACCGUUGCAGCAGGUUCACAUGGCUCAACCACAGGUAGUUCAGCCGCAGGUGACGAUACCGGUUCCUCAGCCGCAAAUGCAAUCGCCGCAGCAAUCACAAAUGAACCAAUCACAGCCGGCAGCUGCUCAGAUGAACCAGCAAAUGCAACAGCAACAGAUAGCUCAGCCACAAGCCCAACAACAGCAGCUGCAACAGAUUGCACCAGUUGCUGCAGCCCAGCAACCGCAAAUUUCUCAACCUCAACAACCUAUAUUGAACCAGACUCAACCACCGGUGCAGCCGCAACAGAUUCCGCCGACGGCGCAAUCUCAACUUGGACAAUCGCAGCCGCAGCCGCAGUUAGGGCAGACAGCGCCACAGCAAGGCUCAACUUGUGUUGCACAGCAGGCGCAAUCAACGACAGCACCUACGCAGUCACAGCCGCCUCACAUGCAACCUCAGCAAGUCGGCAUAAUGCCGCAGAAUGCUGCGCUGAUUCCGCCUCAGAUUCCUCCACAGUUGCAAACCGCUCCAUCGUUGCAGACUUCUCAGACUCCAUCGCAAAUGCAGAAUCAGAAUGCUCAGGUGCCGUCCGCGCAUCUAAACGCUCCGCAGAUACCCACGGUCAGCCAAACCACUGGUAUGGUUCUGCCGCCGCAUCAAGCCGCGGUCCCUGUGCCAAACUCGCAAACUCCGCAUCAGUAUCAUCCCGGAAGUGACAUGAUUACUGGCAACACCGUGCCGAAUAUGUACACUAUGCCGACUAAUCCGACGCAAGUACCGGUUACAACUGGUGGUUUCGGUACGUCUUGUGCACCACUAACGCAUCAUCAGGAACGAGCCGCUUUGCAACAGCAAUUGCAGGAACUUUACUGCAUGCCACCGGCACCGGAAAAUCAAGAGAAAAUAGUUGCUUUGCAAGAGAAGCUGCAGGCGCUACAACAACAUGAAUCGAACGAUCAAUGUAAUGGUGGUCCGCAAUGUAUAUUGCAAACACCGAUGUUUACUGCCGCUGUAGUUGAUAGCCCACAGGUUUCUAGCACAACUGGACGUGGACGCAGCAAAGGUACACCACGAGCGAAGAAAAGCCGGAAGAAAGCUGAUAAAGAGGCAUCAGCGCCUACCGCCGCUCCUCAGCAGCAACCUGAACAACCUUUGUCGGACAAUAAAGUCACUCCAGGUGAUAGUAGCAAUAUUGUAGACAGUGCUGCAGACUCAGAAGAAAUCAAACCGUCUUCCGGGAACAUGGAGGAGGAGUGGCCUAAAGGCAGAAAGUCGCGGUCACCUCGGAAACCGCGCAAACCGAAGGAACCAAAAGAGCCGAAAGAGCCGAAACCUAAGAAGGAACCGAAACCACCGAAGGAACCGAAAUCGCCGAAGGUCGCACGGAAGAGGAAGGAUAAGGAUAAAGAUUCCACGAAGCGUAAUAGAAAAAAAACUAUUCAAUCUGAGUCCGCUGAUGAUGAAGUCGUACGCGAAAGCGAAGAAACUGCCGUUUCGGAUUCUAGUGCUGUUAAGGACUCGGAGACAAAGGUGUGUGAACCGUCUAUACAGGGUGACCAGGAACAGGUGGACUCAUCCACCACAGAACCUCUGUUAACUGAGGGGAAGGAAGAAGGCAAAGAGAAAACGGGAGCCGAGGAUGCCCCGGAGGAGGAAAAGAAAGAGGAAGCUUCGGAAGCGACUACCGCGAGCACUGAAAACGCGAGCAGCAGCAGCAGCAAGAAGAAAUCUGCAUCUAGGAAACGAUCGAGCAGCAGCAAAGUUUCCGGAGGGAAAUCCUCCAGAAGUUCAAAGAAACGCAAGAGUCGUAUCGCGCCCGAUUCCGACGGUGAGGAACUGGCAGCAACCCCUCCGCCGUCACCCGAAGCCGGUGACGACGUAAAUAAACGUCGUUCUGCAAGAAAUACUCAUCGCAAGAAGUAUGUAGAUGACGUGAUGUUACGUUUCUCAGACGACGAUGUUCCUCUGCAAGAAGCGCAGCUCUCGAAGAAGGUAGAGGGCACGAAUGCCUCGAAGCCUGCCGCAGCCAAAAAGGAGGGUGGUGAAGGCGGCGAGAUUGGACCGAACAAACCCAACUUUGUAUACAUUAAUACUACUGACGAGGAUUCUAUGGUUGUGCAACAUAUCUUGUGUUCUCGGAUGGGAAAGAGAGAAGUUAAGCCCGUAGUGCCGAAGGUAGAAGCGCCUCCGGAGAAAAACGGGAACGCGGAGAAGGAAGAAUCGGCUGACGACAAAGAUGCCGCGUCUGAUGAUCCCGUGAAAAAGGAGGAAGACGUAGAAAGUACCGAGAAGGAAGCCAAGGUAGAGGCUACCGAGGCCGAGGACGAAGAAAAAAGCGAGACCGAGAGCACGAAAAAAGAGGAAACAAAGACAUCGGAAGAACCGCAAGUCGUGGAGCCCAAGCCAACUGAAACCGCCGUUGUCGAGGCGAAACCACAGUUUAUCGAAGCCGAGGAAUAUUUCGUCAAAUAUCGAAAUUUUUCGUAUUUGCAUUGCGAAUGGCGAACGGAGGAGGAAUUGUAUAAAGGGGAUAAACGUAUCCAGGCUAAGCUAAAGAGAUUUAAGCAGAAGCAGCAACAAAACACCAACAUUUUCGAAAAUACUGAGGAUGAUCCCUUCAAUCCAGACUUCGUCGAAGUUGAUCGAGUCUUGGACGAAGCAACUCAUACAGAUCCGACUACCGGAGAAACAGUGCGACACUACUUGGUUAAAUGGCGGUCUUUGCAGUAUGAAGACUCGACCUGGGAGUUGGAGGAAGAUGUUGACCUCGAGAAGAUAACACAGUUUGGCAAAUUCAAUAAAGUACCACCUAAGGAGCAGUGGAAGGUGCCGAAAAAGAAACCUACAGCUACAGCUUGGAUGAAACUGGAAGAAUCGCCGAUUUAUAAGAGCAAUAACAGUUUAAGACCGUAUCAAUUAGAGGGAUUGAACUGGCUGUUGUUCUCGUGGUACAACGGACACAAUUGUAUUCUUGCCGAUGAGAUGGGUCUGGGAAAGACGAUUCAAUCUCUGACGUUCGUGGACGCGGUCUAUAAAUACGGAAUUCGUGGACCGUUCCUAAUCAUAGCUCCCCUAUCGACUAUUCCGAAUUGGCAGCGAGAGUUCGAAAGCUGGACAGACAUGAAUGUCGUAGUAUAUCAUGGAUCUGCGGCGAGUCGUACUAUGCUUCAAGAAUACGAAGUUUAUUACAAGAACGAGAAAGGACAGCAAAUCAAAGACUUGGUCAAAUUUAACGUACUGAUUACGACGUUCGAGAUUAUUAUAACCGACUUCAACGAAUUACGCGGAUUUAACUGGAGAAUUUGCGUAAUAGACGAAGCUCACCGAUUAAAGAAUCGAAAUUGCAAGCUUCUGGAGGGGCUCCGGCAACUGAAUCUGGAGCACAGGGUACUCCUAUCAGGCACGCCGCUGCAGAAUAAUGUCAACGAGUUGUUCUCUUUACUAAACUUUCUUGAACCGCAGCAAUUUGCGAGUAACGAAGCAUUCCUCAAGGAGUUUGGUAAUCUAAACAGCGAGGGCGAGGUGCAGAAAUUACAGCUUCUCCUAAAGCCGAUGAUGCUGCGUCGGUUGAAGGAGGAUGUCGAAAAAUCGUUAGCACCGAAAGAGGAGACGGUCGUCGAGGUGGAACUGACGAACAUCCAGAAAAAGUAUUAUCGGGGCAUCCUCGAGCGAAACUUUUCGUUUCUCGCGAAGGGCACCACGUCCGCCAACAUCCCGAAUCUUAUGAACACGAUGAUGGAGCUGAGAAAGUGCUGCAUCCAUCCGUUCCUACUGAACGGCGCCGAGGAUCAGAUUCAGUUGGAUUACAAGACCGGUGAGAAGGAGGAUUCCGAGGCGUACUAUCACGCGUUAGUGAACAGCUCUGGCAAAAUGGUCCUGAUCGACAAACUGUUGCCGAAACUGAAAGCUAGCGGUCAUCGAGUCUUGAUAUUCAGCCAGAUGGUGAAGUGUCUGGAUCUGCUCGAGGACUACUUGCUGUACAAGAAGUACCCCUACGAGAGAAUUGACGGUCGGAUACGUGGGAAUCUACGACAGGCUGCGAUCGAUCGCUACAGCAAACCAGAUUCGGAUCGAUUUGUUUUUCUGCUGUGCACGAAAGCGGGUGGCCUCGGCAUUAACUUGACCGCGGCCGACACCGUCAUUAUCUACGACAGUGAUUGGAAUCCGCAGAACGAUCUGCAGGCGCAAGCCCGCUGCCACCGAAUCGGCCAGCAGAAAAUGGUUAAAGUCUACCGUUUGCUGUGUCGCAACACGUACGAGCGAGAAAUGUUCGAUAAGGCGUCCUUGAAAUUGGGACUUGACAAGGCGAUCCUGCAGUCCAUGAAUACUAGCCAAGGCGGCAAAGAACCCAGCAAUAAACAAUUGACGAAAAAGGAGAUAGAAGACCUGUUGAAGAAGGGUGCUUACGGGGCCAUCAUGGACGACGACAACGCCGGUGACAAGUUCUGUGAGGAGGACAUCGAGCAGAUACUCGAACGGAGAACCCAGGUCAUCACUAUAGAGGCCGAGAAGGGGUCGACGUUCUCCAAGGCGAGUUUUGCAUGCUCGUCGAACCGUUCAGACAUCAAUAUCGACGAUCCCGAUUUCUGGAAGAAAUGGGCGAAGAAGGCGGAAAUUGACACGACUGAGAAAAAGGAGGAAGACGAGCUGGUAAUAUCGGAGCCACGGCGGAGAACGCAGAUCAAGCGUUACGGCCACGACGAGUCAGUCGUGGACAUGUCCGAGUUGGACAGCUCGGACGAGAACAGCGACGACGAUAUGGGCAUCGGCCUGACCGGCAGGAGCAAGAAACGGCGCGAUAAGUUCGGCAAGAAGUCGCGCAAAUUCUACGACGAGUACGUGCCGCGCGAAGGCGAAGUGGUGUACGGCAGUUGGGCACGUAGUGAGUGCUUCAAGGUGGAGCGCGGAUUGCUGACGUUCGGCUGGGGCCGCUGGGAAGAGAUUUUGCAGCACAGCCAGUUCCGACGUGGUUGGCGCGAGAUUGACGUCGAGGACUGCGCACGAGUCAUUCUGCUCUAUUGCUUGCGCUACUAUCGGGGCGACGAGAAGAUCCGCAGCUUCAUCUGGGAUCUGAUCACGCCCAUAGAAAACGGCGAGAAGGUGAAAUGCGUGCCGAUGAACACCGGCGGCCGGAACAGCCGGCAGAAGAAGAAAGGUUCGCGUGUUCGCGAAGGCAGAGAGACUCGUGGGUCGGUGAUCAACGGCGGCCCGAACGAUCCCAAUCACUGGAGCAACGCAGAGAAGUUCGACGGGGACAUCUUUCUCGAGAGCAACUACAGGAAGCACCUGAGUCGCCAUGCCAACAAGGUGUUGUUGCGCGUGCGAAUGCUGUAUUACAUCAAGCACGAGAUCAUCGGCGACUUGGUCCAACACAUCUCCGAUGGCGUGCACGUCAGUGGGUUGCCGAUACACAGUCCUUCACCUUCGACGGAACGACCGGCAAAAUGGUGGGACUCGACAGCAGAUAAAUCCUUAAUUGUCGGCACCUACAAACACGGCUAUGAGAAUUACGACCAGAUGAGGACUGACCCCGCGCUUUCUUUCAUUACAAGCUGUCCUCCCCCUUCCCAGAACUCUCAGAACAAGAAUACCGCCGACAGCAGCAGCCGAGACGAUAAUAGUUUGGAGAACGACGUGGAAGAUGGUGAGUCUCCCGGAAUGACGAAAGAUUCAAAAGAUUCUGACAAGUUCAGCCGAGAAACGCCGGCGGACUCUCCCGCGAUUUCGAGUAAGGCAGACACACCGAUACCGGAAGCCAGCGGCAGUCACGACGGGAACGAUAUCCUCCUUCCGGAUGAGGAAAAGACCUGGCCGUCCGCGGUAGAUCUCAAUACACGAUUGCGUCGCGUAAUAACCUCCUAUCAACGAAGCAUUAACAAAAAGGAGGAGGUCAAAGUUAUCCCGAAAGGAAAGAUGGGAAUGGAGACUGAGACUCCUCCCAUAAAUCAUACCAGCAUGAUGCACGAACCGCCCUUGAAUAUGCAAGGCUGGGAUUUACAACAAUUAGCGAUGUACCUUCUGAAAAUGGAAAAGAGAGAGAAGAUGGAGGCUAUAGUGAAGGAACGAGAACGUACUCGUAUCGAGGAACAAAAGGCCAAGUGGACCCGUCGAGAAGAGAGCGAAUUCUUGCGGGUGGUGUCCACGUACGGCGUUAAUUACGACAGGAAGAAGGCCCAGUACGACUGGACCAAGUUUAAAAGUAUCGCUCGAUUCGACAAAAAGACGGACAACGAUCUCACGGAUUACUACAUGUCGUUCAGAGCGAUGUGCAAGAAGGUCUGCAACGCUAAGCUGAAUGAGGACGAAGAUUUUACAGAUGUUCCAGUGGAUCACUUGAGCCCGGCCAAAGCGAGGCAAAUACUCGACCGCGUGGACCUUCUGAGCAAGAUUCGCGAGGAGAUCCUGUCGCAUCCGCAUUUCGAGGAGCGACUCUCGUUGUGCCAGCCGUCAGGUGACACGCCGGAUUGGUGGCAGCCGGGGAAACACGAUAAGGAAUUGCUGCUCGGAGCCGCGAAACACGGCCUCGGACGUACCGACAUAACUAUACAGAAUGAUCCGGAUUUCUCGUUUCACAAGCUCCUUACGAGGAGUAUGUACGCGGGCACGCAGACGCCUAAAACGAUGGACAAAUCUGAGAAAGCCAUAAAGCUCGAGAGCAGGGAAGAUAUCCUGAAAUUCGACAAGGACGAGAUACUCGUGAAAUUGGAGAAGGGCGAGGGUACCUUGAAAAUCGAGAAAGUUGGAGCUAAAAAAGACAAAGAUCAAAACACUGCCGACAAGAAGCCUGAGAGCGCGGAAUCGGACAAGACUCAAGUGGAGUUGACUAUUGUCAAAGCAGAGGCAAAACCUUCCGAGGAGAAACCUAUCGGUAGUUCGUUGACGAUCACGACUGUCCCGAGAUCGUCGGACGCGGAGAACGUCGCUGUGAAGAGCGAGGAGAAAAGCGAGUUAGCCAUUGAACCCGUCAAGAGUGAUAGCGCGAAAACUGCUCAAACUGAACAAUCAAACGACGAGAAGCCUGCAAAAGAAGUUGGCACAGAAAAUGCAGAAAGCCUCCCUGUCGUCGAGCUUGAGAAAGAAGAUACGGUACAAGAAAAAGAAACCGCUAAGCAAGAGACAGAGCCUGUUGUUGUUGAAAAAUCGGAAGAAGUGCAAACGCAGGAAGCGGAAACGACCGAGAAAAAUGAUGUCGAGACUAAAGAUGAAUCUGAGAGUGUCGAGAAGAGCACCGCUGAGAGUACCGCUCCUAUUGCCGAAGACGAGACUAACAAGACUCCGACAAAACCGGAAGUCGCACCGGCUAAAGAGGAAGUCGAGGUGCAGGAAGUAAAGGGCUCGGACGUUGCUAAAGAGAAACCGAAAAUUGCGCCGAUCGAAGACAAAUGCAGCGUCCAGGCGGCGGAAUUGAAGGCGAUGUUCCCGGAUCUGGAAGUGAUACAACCGUUGUCGCGGUUAACACAGAUCGACACGUUCGUUCUGCGUGACAAACCGGCAGAUUACAAUAACGAGCCAACGGUGGUGCAACUCUUGGCACACGGCUGCGGCAAUGCGACAUCGAUCAAAUGGCCCAAAGAGCACGCGAUUGAAGCUCGUUUGAUGCAUAUCGUGCACGCGAUAGAGCACAAAGAAUGGCCGGUAUCGGUGAACUUUAGUGCUGGCGAGGAGCUGGACAUGUCGCAAAAUGAAAAGGAAUGCUCGGAAGUGAUAACAAUCACCACGGACCACGGCAUGUCCAGAUCCAUAGCAAGCGGAAACAACAUCUCCGCUUCGAAGAAACGCAAGAGGCACAUCGCUAUCGAUGUGGAAACUGAAAGAGCCAAACUUCACGCGCUUCUCAACAGCAGUCAUCUAAGCACGCCAUCGUCCACGCCUCUCAGUAAACCAGUCGUGCUAUCCGGCGCAAGCACCUGGGAGAUCAAUGACGAGUCCCAGUCUGAGGAAUCGCGACGCUCUACGCCGGUUCAGCCACCGCCAGCGCAUCAGCAAACGCGAACGCCGAGUAUACAGUUUGACUUGAAAUAUACCGUUCCAGGAAAGACCACUGUUAUACCCGGGACAUCGAGUACCCUGACACCCAUCGAUUUAUCUGCCGGCUAUCCAAAAACGAAUCCAGACAGCAAUAAAGACAUGAUGAACGAAGUCCAAGACUUCUCCAUGCCAAACAAAAACAAACAAGUCAGUAGUAAUAAAGGGAAACUAGAUAGCAUGUUGGAUAAACUCAUGAAAAGGAAAGCUUGCCCGGUGGAGGAACCGGUGGUCGGAAAGGAAAAGAAACGGAGAAAAUUGGACGAGAUAGUAUUGGGUUUGAGCGCCGCGAAGGAACAGCAAAGCGGCCAUUAUCCUGAGCACAGCAAGAAGAACACAAUCACACCUAACGUCACAGUAACUCCUACCUCGGCACCGAUGGGGCUUCCCAACCCUCCGACAAGCGCCCAGAAGCCGUUCUCAAUCACGGUUACGUCGAUUCCGUCUUCGCGAGCCUCGAGUUCAUCUGCGCCCGUUUUACCGCCACCUUCGUUGCAUUCGCACAAGGAUACUUUCUCUGCGUUGUUGGCUCAGGCCGAACAGCAAAAUCGUGAAUUGAAGAAGCAACAGCAACAACAGCAGCAACAGCAUCAACAGCAGCAGCAGCAGCAAGCUGCCUUCAAUUCAGCGCACUCGUCUUCCUCGAGCAGUCACAGAAAAAGUUACGAGGCGAUGAUCGCGGACAUUAACAAAGUUGCCGAGUUCUCAUCCAAGAUCAGCCCAUACUCACAUGAGGCGAAGGUGAACAAGUGGCUGGCAGAACAGAGCGCCAUGUCGGAGCAAAUGAGUGCGGAGUUCCUAAACGCUCCUCGACGACGCAGACCGCGUGUUGAUCCAUCUUUGUUGGAUUGGAAGAAACUCACCGGCGAGGAGAACGUUGCCGUCAUCAACCGAUUAACCGGCAAAAAAGUAACUGGCAGCAAAGCACCACAAUUGAAACGUCUCGGACAAUGGCUAAUGGAGAAUCCGAUGUUUGAUGUCGAUCCGAAAUGGGCAGAACUCGUGAAGGAACGCGGCAAUCUUCCGCACGAUUUGCAAAAAAGACUACCGGGUAACGAGCGCGGUGGUGUGAAUAAGGGCAAGAGCACGGGUAGACCACCCAUGAUGCCGAGUCCAACGAGCCAACAGUCUACUAAUCCUGCCAAUCUCGUGGCAACAUCCAUGGCGUCCGGUCUCAAUUUCCCGCUCGGCAAUCUGAACAAUUCCCUGCUUUCAGGCCUCUCGCUCGGUAAUUUCGAUCCAAAGAAUAAUCCGCUGCUGAUGCCGUUCGGCGGACUGACAAAUCUAGGUGCGCUCAGUGGCCUUGGCAACCUCAGCAAUCUAAGCAACAUGGGUCUGACCAAUUCGCUGUUCGCCAACCUAGCCGGACUUGGUUUGCCGUCACUUGCUGGCAUGGAGGCCGCGUUGAACGUGCAAGCGGCGGCGAGUGGUAGCGCGGCAGCGGCCGCCGCAGCCGCUGCAGCGGAUGCAAAUCCAACCGUAAGUUCAGGAGGCAGUGGUAACGGAGGUAAGAGCGGCGGCGCGAGUUCUAGUAUGGGCGGCAGUGGAAGCAGCGGUAGCAAAUCACGCGGCAACAAGCUGGAUCAGCCGACAACCAGCAAAUCAUCAGCUGGGCCCUCGACCUCAUCCGCCGUCUCGUCCGCGGCCACUAUGCCAACUCCCUCGCCAUUCCCGUUCUUCUUCUCGAAUCCCGGCCUCCUCUAUACCCCGCUGGGCUUGGGCGGCUUGAAUCCAUUCUCUAUGCAGCCGAGCGGUGUUUCAUCGGCCUACGAGAGUCUCGCGCAGUGCGGCCUCCUGAAUCCACCGACAUCCAGCAGUUCCUCUGCAGCGCGCAAGCCCGCCUCGUCCAGUAGUUCAUCCAGACAACGUGAAUCCAUCCCAGAAUCAUCGAGCUCGUCAUCAUCGUCGAAACGCAAGGAACCUGAGAAAAAGUCAUCUUCUAGAUAUUCGAUGGAUCCGGCUGUGACUUUGCAACAGUACACGGACAUGGCAGCGUUGCACAGUAGCGAGGAGAGACGCCGCGUCAGCGAGUCGCAACAGCAACAACCGCAGCAUCAGCAGCAACACGAUAAGAGAGAAACAGCUGUCGCCGAACAAUCCGAUGCGGUGGCAGCGGCGGUAGCAGCAGCGGCUGAUUUGGCGGAGAAAAAGUCCGAGCGAAAGAGCAAGGAGCAGGAAAUGAAGGAAGCUUUGGAACACCUGAGCAGGACUAGUGCCGAGCUAAUCACGCGCAACAUCGAGGAUGCGGCGCCACCGGCGAGGCCCGAAACGAAACGAAGCCGCAGCAAUACGGAGAGUAGUCAGAAUUCCGAUCAACAGCAGCGUUCGACACCGUCAACGCUCGAAGUUACCCUGGAGCCCGUCAUAAAGAAGACACAUCUUGAGGUGGAGACAAGCGCGAAAUCGUCCACGCCAAGUAACGACGUACCAGUGGUGGAGAUCGAGCCCGUGACGAGACCGUCUCCGACGACGCCGACGAAAGCGGUGCCAGCGUCGCAGGAGGAUGGUAGCGUAUCGCCCGCGGAGCCCGCCAAAAAGGAAGUAGUGAACGAGCCGACGACGCCGACCACGAGCGCGGCGACGUCGCCGUCAGCGCAGAAUUCUAGUGGGAAGAGCGACGGCGGCAAAUCCGCGACACCGGAAGCGGAGGAAGACAGCAAAGGCGGUGCCAAGGCGAAGAAGGCACGUAGCGGAAAGCGACUAAGCGUCGAACCACUGCCAGAACGUAAGAAUCUUCGUUCAAGCGCUGGUAGACAAGCACGAGCAGCAGCUGAACGGCAAGCGCGAAUGGAAGGCGAGAUGCAGCACUCUGAGCAGCAGCAGCAGCAGCAGCAAGAUAGCCACGUUGCGGGUGAGUGAGUAAAGCGGACUCGUCGAACUGCUGCUGCAAAGCGAUAACGACGACCGAUUCCAAGGAAAGGAUUCCCAUGGCCGACCCGAUAUAAAAAUUCCGUGUAGACAGCACGGUCGCUGUCCACGGCCCUGUUUUUCUAUUCCACUGAUUCGACACUACUCGCACAACGAAGAUCUGGAUGUAGAUAAAUUCCCUGUUUGACGCUGGCAAGGAUUUAGAAGCGUAAAGUGUUGUUCUCGAAUGCAUUGAUCGCUCAUCGAGGUGAAAAAUUACGGACAGUGAUGGAAUAGCCUGCUGUAAACUUCGCUUUUUUGAUGAUGUGAACAUGUGCGAACAAAUGGAACUCCUCUGUUUUGUGGGAGAUGAAUUGCGUACUAUUGUAUUGAAAAUAGUGUGUGUGUGUGAACAUGAACGUGAUCGUGCUGCAAGAGAGGUAUAACAGAGAGAAAAUACUCUCGAAUACGAAGACUGCGAUAGUAUUUUAUCAUUCGAUACUUUGUGUAGUAAUUAACUUUUAAUUGCGUAUAAUGAUACGAUAAUAAAGGUAUAGUUUUGUUAAAUUUAUUAUCCUAUACUGUAUCUCUUAUUAGUUUUGACCUGGGACUGUUUUAUAUAAAAAAAAAUAUAUAUAUAAAUAUUAUAAAAUUGUGUAUUCGCCAUUGCGCAUAAAGCAAUUUAAGAACGGCAAAGCGAAGUAAGCGAUAUAAUCGUAAUGUAGAGAGAAAACAGUUACAGUAAUAACUUAAUAAAAAAAGAAAAAAAUGUACAUAUUACACAACUACGCCUAGAGACGAAUAAGUGACAACAGUGUACUUGGAAAAAAAAACAGAAAAGUGUAUAUAAUGCAGUGUACUUUUAAUUACAUUAGGUGAAAUAAUAAACCAGCUUCUUUUGUUGUUUGCAAAUGUC
This is a messenger RNA of Ooceraea biroi (clonal raider ant), 14434 nucleotides long. RefSeq names its product chromodomain helicase DNA binding protein kismet (gene kis). The record is from RefSeq and is a predicted model, not a curated record. Gene Ontology annotation, molecular function: ATP binding; protein binding. NCBI's taxonomy places the organism in Eukaryota, Metazoa, Arthropoda, Insecta, Hymenoptera, Formicidae.